Messenger RNA from Labeo rohita (rohu), 1262 nucleotides. It is a transcript of the gene rnf115a, whose product is annotated as ring finger protein 115a. Gene Ontology annotation, molecular function: ubiquitin protein ligase activity. The transcript is spliced from 9 exons. The record is from RefSeq and is a predicted model, not a curated record. Gene Ontology annotation, cellular component: cytoplasm; nucleoplasm. The coding region runs from base 53 to 985 and encodes 310 amino acids. Gene Ontology annotation, biological process: positive regulation of DNA-templated transcription; ubiquitin-dependent protein catabolic process; protein ubiquitination. NCBI's taxonomy places the organism in Eukaryota, Metazoa, Chordata, Actinopteri, Cypriniformes, Cyprinidae.
ACCGACGGCCAGCGCUGCUGCUGUUUGGGACACAGACAGUCUCACGGAAAACAUGGCGGAGGCUGCGGCGGUCCCUCCGCAUCGCUUCUUCUGUCACUGUUGUAAGGGUGAAGUGAGCCCCAAACUGCCGGAGUAUAUCUGUCCCAGAUGUGACUCGGGCUUCAUCGAGGAGGUUACAGAAGACUCCAGUCUUCUGGACAGUAGUUCAAAUAGCCUUGAUGACACAGCUUCACAGUUUGCCGAGCUAUGGCAGCUGUUGUUUGUGGAGAGGCCGUUCAGUUUGGAUCUCGACAGUCCUGACUCGGAGCGGGUCCCUGGAGGGGGCAGUGGGUCUGGGAGUCUCGGAACAGGGCCGUUUGGCGGUUCUGUCCCAGGAGGGCUUGGUGGGUCCCUGGGUGGCCCUCUCGGCGGAGGAGAGCACUGGGGUCCUGGUCGUCCUCCACGUCUGCACACUCCGAGGAGGUACCGAUCCAGAGGAAGCAGUCGACCGGAUCGCUCUCCCGCUGUUGAGGGAAUAGUACAGCAGUUUCUCGCAGGCCUUUUUGCCAAUUCAGGAGUACCAGGCUCCCCUCCACUGUCAUGGACGGGCAUGCUGCACUCAAACCCUGGGGACUACGCCUGGGGACAGGGGGGUCUGGAUGCAGUCAUCACACAGUUAUUGGGUCAGUUUGAGAACACGGGUCCUCCUCCUGCUGAGAAAGAGAAAAUUUCCUCCCUCCCCACUGUUAUCAUCACUCAGGAACACACUGACUGCAAUAUGGAGUGCCCUGUAUGUAAGGAAGACUACACGGUCGGUGAGCCGGUCAGGCAGCUGCCCUGUAACCACAUCUUCCAUAGUGACUGCAUCGUGCCCUGGCUUGAACUGCACGACACGUGUCCUGUUUGCAGGAAGAGCCUGAAUGGGGAUGACAGCAGCACUCAGUCCUCAGCAGAGCCUUCCUCCCUAAACACUGAUCCUCGCACACCGGAGAGAUGGUCCUUCUGAAACACACGCACGCACGUCCGCCCGUCUCAUCCGAGCUCUGUCUUAACCCAAGCUUGUUUGUCUCUUUCCUUUUUUUUUUUUUUUUUUUUUUUUUUGUCUGUUUGUGUUCAUCCCACUACGCUGGUGUAUUUUUACUACGGUUUGUUUACUUGUGUUCUCUAACACAGUUCUUCUCAGUUGUCUAUCCUAAUGUUUCUGUGUCUCUCAGAUCCGUUCCACACAGAAUUUCGCAUAGUUUACCUUUCCCUUAUUUCAACCCGAGUGAACAAACAACAAA